CCGAAACCGUACAGUAACAGCCCCCCAACUUCCUCCCCCUUGGCCAUUCUCAAACGACGACCAUCCACUCACCCUCACAGCGGUCCGAUUCUCACUUUACGAAUACAGGCAGCAGCAAUGAACACCCCAUCACCUAUCUCUGAUCUCGAGGAGCAGCGCAACCAGCAGAUUGCCCUCUUCAAUGGAUAUGCUCACACAAGUCAGCAACCAUUCUUGCCCUCUCCCCCAAUGAGCGUCGCUGGAGCACAGCUCGCGAAUGCUGAUGCAGUUCCUCGCCCGCUCACCAUGCACGAACAGCAAUUGUUGGCCCAUCUCGAUCGUCUAAAAUUCUUCUUGGCGACUGCCCCGUCCCAGUGGGAAGAUGGUAACAUGGGAAGUACCUCCCCUCCAGAGCACCAGCACCCGGCUUUGAACCGCUUCCUCCUUCCUUCUAGCGAGUAUGUGUCUUGCGUGCUCUGGAAUGGCUUGUAUCACAUCACCGGUACCGAUAUCGUCCGUGCACUCGUGUUCCGUUUCGAGGCCUUUGGACGUCCCGUUCGGAACAUGAAGAAAUUCGAAGAGGGUGUCUUUUCUGAUCUGCGGAAUCUGAAGCCUGGCACUGAUGCGUGCCUGGAGGAGCCCAAGUCGGCUUUCCUUGAUCUGCUCUUCAAGUAUCAGUGCAUUCGCACCCAAAAGAAGCAGAAAGUGUUCUACUGGUUCUCGGUUCCUCAUGAUCGGCUCUUCCUUGAUGCGCUCGAGCGUGAUCUCAAGCGUGAACGCAUGGGCCUCGAGGCCACGACUGUGGUUGUCGGUGAGCCUGCUCGGUCAUUCAAGUACGAUUCCAAGCGGAGCCUGUACGACCAAUUCCUCAAGGGACAAAGCGUCGAUGGAGAGGACGAGCUCGACCAGGCGGCGCGUCAAGCUGGGGUCAUAUCUAACUACGAUGUACCCGCUGGCACAAUGACUCCCGAACCAACCCCGAUCCCGGGCCACAUCUCCAAUAUGUUCUCCCUUUUCGAAGGCUCGCCAACGUACAAGCAGCGCAGAAAGAGGGCACUUAAGCCCUCCCGCUCUUCGCGCUUCUCCCGCCCGUCUUCUAUGAUGGGCGAAGCUCGCUCCGAGUCCAUCAGCGACUGGGAGAGCGACAGCCAGCGAAGCACGAGCGUCGAUCUCAGUAUGCCCCACAUCCAGUACCAGGAAGCCACAUACAUGCAGAUGAACCCGAACCAAUACGUGCAGUAUGUUUCGCCUCCUGCCUUCCAGCAGCAAUUCUACAUGAACCAACCUAUGCCGACGCCUCCCUCCUCUGUCGCUUCUUCGUUCUUUGAGAUGCAAGCCCCCAUGAUGAAGACCAAGGUUUUCGCAUGCCAGUUGCACACAUGCGGUCGCGUCUUCAAGCGCAUGGAACAUCUCCGACGUCAUCAACGGACCCACACGAUGGAGAAACCCUACGCAUGCGCCAAGUGUUGCAAACGUUUCAGCCGCAGCGACAAUCUUGCUCAGCAUGUGCGCACGCACGGCCGAGAGGAGGGUACAGGCGCCGGUAUACUCGCUUCCCAGCUCCGUGUAUCCGUCCAGGAGUCUAUCAGCGAGCCCGAGUUUGAGUCCGACGAGGACAGCCUCAUGUCUGAUCCCCGCGAGAUCGAAGUCACCGUCGAAGAGGGUGCAGCUGCGGAGGGCGAGGAAGGUCUACUGCUUCGUCAGACAGCGAUGGCGGGCGAGCACAGUCUGUACAACGUCCCGCAGUUUGCUGCUUCAGCCCCCAACGUCUCGUUGUCUUCGGAGGGCUUCACAUACGGUGGUCUGGCAACGCCUCCUGGCUCUGCUCCAUUCAUGCCCGCUGAUGGCUCAGCAUGGCCCCCACAGACCAACAACUUCCUCUUUGCACAAGAAAUGCAUCGUCCUCCUACGGCACCCGCUACUCCAAAUCUUGAGCAGUUAAAACCAUCUGCAUUCGGUGCCUACGGCCCUAGCCCCAUUCGGCGGCAUAGGAGUGUCACUCCUAACCUGCCUGCUCCUGUACCUCAGGCAUACCUCCGCCGUGGGAACAGUGCUGAUAACUACGCCCCUAGCAAGGCAUGGCACACCAAGUACACCAGCCCAUUGGCCACUCCUCUGGUUUCCUCGCCUGUGGCCGAACCUGAGACGGCAACGCAGGAGAACUACAUGCGCGGGAUGAAUUCGACUGAAAUGGAUAAUGGUCUGUUGCGUUCGGAUGGCUCCUAUGCCUCUGCUUCUAGUGGAGUGCCCGAACUGACCUACUCCAUUUUCGAUUCCCCCUUCAACUCGGCUAGCUCUAGCAGCUCCCUCCCUUCGCUUCACCUCUUCACUGAUCCCAAAGACCUCGUCAGCCCGACAGGCACCUCCGCACUCUUCUCAUUCGAUGCUGCCGCUGCUACUCCUACCCCCACAGCUGCGUCUGUUGCAGAGGCUUUCAGCGAGUUCACGAAGGGCAGGCGAUCGACAGCUCUCUGAUCGACUUACGUCAAUUGAUUCGAACUUUGAUAUCUUGCUCUUCUCACUUGAAACGAAGUGUAUAACAUGGGUCUGGCUACCUUAACUUCGGCCUUGGAAUUAAUCUCAGUU
Molecule: messenger RNA, 2565 nt
Organism: Dacryopinax primogenitus
Lineage: Eukaryota; Fungi; Basidiomycota; Dacrymycetes; Dacrymycetales; Dacrymycetaceae
Product: STE-domain-containing protein
Exons: 2
Coding region: 118-2454 (778 amino acids)
Biological process (GO): sexual reproduction; regulation of DNA-templated transcription
Cellular component (GO): Ste12p-Dig1p-Dig2p complex; nucleus; Tec1p-Ste12p-Dig1p complex
Molecular function (GO): DNA-binding transcription factor activity
Source: RefSeq, a predicted model, not a curated record